AUGAUCUUGUCCUCUUUUCUGUUAUUUAUAAAAGCAAUUAAAGCAGCAGAGGAUAAUGUUCCAACCAUAAGAGUAACGAAAAUAGCCCAUUUGGAUAUAACAGUCAAUGGAGAGGCGCAGGGAACAGUAGACAUAGGUCUUUUCGGCGACCAAGUUCCAAAAACCGUGAAAAACUUCGAGACACUUUGCCAAGGACUCAAACGAGAAGGCGACGAGCAAGUUUACUCUUACAACGGGACGCGGAUUCACCGAGUCAACAAAAACUUCAUGCUCCAAGCUGGCGACAUCAUAAACGGCGACGGGACGGGCUCAAUUUCAAUCUACGGCGAUACUUUCGACGAUGAAAACUUCGACCUGAAACAUUACGACGAGCAGUGGGUUUCAAUGGCGAACAACGGGCCCAACACGAACGGAUGCCAGUUUUUCGUGCUUUACGACGAGGCGAGAUUCUUGGACAAUGAACACGUCGUGUUUGCAAAGGUCGUUUACGGUUGGGAUGUUCUUCUAAAAUUACAGCUUCAAGAGACGACCGUAGACCCGGAUUAUGCAGAAUACUUCGAUGCUUUUCCAGAGGAUUACGAUGAUGACGAUUUCGACUACCCUGUCAAUGAUAUCCGCAUCGACGAGUGCUAUCUUUCCAUUCCAGAAGAACCAAUCUACGUUCCUCUCAAACGACAUACACCAGAGCCAGUGCCAAUGGAAGGUUACAUGCCUGGCGAAGAAGAUGAAGUCUUUGAGGACGAGUUGAAAAGAGAUAUCGAUGAAGAUGAAAUAAGGAGACAUGACGAGCUUGAUUUUCCAGAGCUGUAUCAGGAAGAUGAGCCUGUCCAAGAAGGAACGGGUUUAUGUAAGCUGAUGGAACGAUUCCAACAUACAGAUUACUAA
Messenger RNA from Oikopleura dioica, 885 nucleotides. The record is from the annotation of a GenBank genome assembly. Lineage: Eukaryota; Metazoa; Chordata; Appendicularia; Copelata; Oikopleuridae.